GACUGCGGUGACCGCGACAAAAUUUAAGAAAAUACGAAACCAUUUAUUUUUAAAAGCUAACGUCACUUUAAUUUUAAACGAAAAAAUAAAGCGUGUUUUUUUCUGUGUGUUUAAAAAGAAACAGAAAUUAAUUAAGGUGCUUCAUACCAGAGAAAUCCCAAUUGAUAUUUUGUUUCUUAAUUAGCAACAACAAUAACGACAGAACAAAAAAAAGAAAAAAGCAAUAAUUGUAAUAAACAUAAAAACGAAAUUUUGUAAUAAACAAAAUAAACUUAACAAAAGAACAAUAAACAAGUACAGUCUAAAACAACUACUUCAUUGCGGCAACAAUAAGCAAUAACAACUUAAAGUUAAGCAACAACCAAAACUACCUAUUUACCAAUAAAAAACAAAAAACAACAAUCUACAAAUAAAUUAUAAAAUCUAUUAACAAAUUACAAUAUGGUUUUAACAAAUUUUGAAUUAUGGGCUGCUGAUGGCGUUACCAAUGGCUCAAACUUGCCUUUGGAUUUUGUUGAAUCCAAUCAACUUCAUCAUAAUCGUCAUGUGAAUCCUUUUGAUCCACGUGCUGUAACACAAUUAAACUCGAAUUCAAAUCAUUUAUCCUCAAAUGGUUAUUAUGGAUUCUCCUAUAUAAAUUCAGUACAUGAUAAUAAUAACAACAACAACAAUAAUAACAAUACUAGCAACAUUAACCACAACAAUAAUAAUAAUAACAAUAGUACAACAUAUAAUUUUAUGGCAAAUGAUGUCAAUGGCAUGAAUAAUACACAACAACUACAACAAACACAUGUUUCGUCAGUUAACUUUGGCAGCUCUGCUUACGCAGCCGGUAAUGCUGUCCCAGUAGCACGUUGUAAAAAACGUUUCUUCGUUAUGAAUGAUGAUGAUGCGACUGCUGCUGUUGCUGCUAACAAUUGUACAGCCACUAACAAAAACUACCACAACUAUGAGGUUUCUGCCAAACGUUGCCGUUUCGAUGAUGAUUUUUCAGCUCAAUAUUGUAAUGAUUUUUUUCAGUUACCUUCAACACAAAUUGCUACACAGUCUUGUUUAAUGGACACUGAAGAAGGCUUUGAAAAUAACAACAACAAUAAUAAUAAUGAUAAUAACAAUAUUGAGAAAUAUGAACAAACAUUAAACCCGCAAUUACAAAGUAUAACUGCUCACCAGCAGCAGCAGCUGCAGCACCAACAAAUUAACCAACAACAGCAGCAGCAGCCUCAGCAACAACAUUUAUAUCAUCAGCAACAACACUAUCAAGACAACAUACAAUUUGCCACAAAUAAAUGCCACCACAAUCACAACAACAACAAUAAAAAUAAUAAUAAUUUAGCAUUAAAAAGGAAACACAAAAAAUGUAAAAUUGAUUUAGAAAAUCAAAAUGAAAAUCUUUUAAAAAUUCACAAAUUAAAGGAAAAUAAUAAUAAUUCAAUAGAAAAUGUAAAUGAUGAUAAUAAUAAUGAUGUUGUUGUUGUUGUCAAUGAUGAUUGUAAAGUAGAUGAUGCAAUACUAUUUGCUGAACUACAUGGCGGUUGUUUGCAUCAUCAUGAACAUCAGCAUUAUAAAUAUUCAAUAAUGAAUAGAAGUAGAACAGUUGUUUCCUCUGUGAAUCAUCAAUUACAAAAUGAAAAUUAUUAUGAAGAAUUUUAAAAAGAGUAAUAGUUUGAAAAUUGAAGACAAGAUUAUAAUCUCUUAACACUGUGUGACUUAAUCAUUAAUAAAUCUGUAAAUUACAAACAUAAUUUUUAAAAUGAAUUCAACAUAUCGUUAGGUUUUUUUUAUUUAACAUAAAUUUUUUGUAAAAUUUUAGAAUUUUUUAAAUUAUUAUUUUUUUUAUUUAAUUUGUUUUUUUUUUUAUAAAACAAAACACUAUAAAUAUGUACCUUAAUUAAGCUUUUAAACACAAAUUAGUUACAAUAAUUUUAAUUUGUAAAAAGAAAUUAUAGUACAAGUUUAAUUUGAGUUGUAAAUGUUAUUUUUAUUUUAUUUUUUAAAAUAUUGUAAUAAAA
Molecule: messenger RNA, 2012 nt
Organism: Lucilia cuprina (Australian sheep blowfly)
Lineage: Eukaryota; Metazoa; Arthropoda; Insecta; Diptera; Calliphoridae
Exons: 4
Coding region: 442-1653 (403 amino acids)
Source: RefSeq, a predicted model, not a curated record